Molecule: messenger RNA, 2091 nt
Organism: Panicum virgatum (switchgrass)
Lineage: Eukaryota; Viridiplantae; Streptophyta; Magnoliopsida; Poales; Poaceae
Product: aspartokinase 2, chloroplastic-like
Exons: 13
Coding region: 105-1829 (574 amino acids)
Biological process (GO): amino acid biosynthetic process
Cellular component (GO): chloroplast stroma
Molecular function (GO): aspartate kinase activity
Source: RefSeq, a predicted model, not a curated record
UCCGCAGGAGCCACCUCGCACCCUUCCCCGCCGUCCGUUCUGCCAGCUUCGCCCCGGCGCCAUCCACCUCAUCUCCACCUGCUCCGCCGCUCCGCCCUCGGGCCAUGGCGGCGGCGGCGGCGGCUCUCCGUACCCCCGCGCGGCUGGGACUCGACGGUGCCGCCGCCGGAGAGCAGUGGCUGCGCAAGCGACAGCGGCAGCGCGGGCCCCCGGCGCCUGUCGCCGUGCCGUGCCGGUGGAAGGCGGCGGCUGCCGCGGUGGUCCGGUGCCAGCGAGCCGCCGGCGCCGCCAUUGUCGAGAAGAAGGAUGCGUCGGUGGCCGCUGCUCAGGAGAGAGGCGGCGACGGGGGCGCGGGGCCGGGGCUCACCGUCGUGAUGAAGUUCGGCGGGUCGUCGGUGGCCUCGGCCGAGCGGAUGCGGGAGGUGGCCGACCUCGUCCUCAGCUUCCCCGAGGAGCGGCCGGUCGUCGUGCUCUCCGCGAUGGGGAAGACCACCAACAAACUCCUCGUGGCUGGGGAAAAGGCAGUGAGCUGCGGCGCGGCGAACGUCUCCGAGCUCGACGAGCUCUCCUUUAUAAAGGAAUUGCACCUUGGGACGAUUGAUCAGCUUGGGCUAGAUAGGUCAAUUGUUUGUGGUUUGUUGGAUGAACUAGAACAACUUCUUAAAGGAAUUGCUAUGAUGAAAGAGCUGACUCUUAGAACACGAGAUUAUCUGGUUUCCUUUGGUGAAUGCAUGUCUACAAGAAUAUUUGCAGCGCUUUUAAACAAAAUUGGGGUAAAAGCUCGGCAGUAUGAUGCGUUUGAAAUUGGCUUUAUAACUACCGAUGAUUUCACAAAUGCGGAUAUUCUGGAAGCAACUUAUCCUGCUGUUGCAAAGAGGCUACAUGGAGACUGGAUUAAUGAUCCUGCUAUUCCUAUUGUCACUGGCUUUCUUGGAAAGGGAUGGAGAUCUGGUGCAAUAACCACCCUAGGCAGGGGUGGUAGCGACCUGACAGCUACAACCAUUGGCAAAGCCUUGGGAUUAAGAGAAAUCCAGGUUUGGAAAGAUGUUGAUGGUGUUUUAACAUGUGAUCCUAAUAUUCACCCAAAGGCAAAACCUGUGCCAUACUUGACAUUUGAUGAGGCAGCUGAACUUGCCUAUUUUGGUGCGCAGGUUUUGCAUCCACAGUCAAUGCGACCAGCUAGAGAAGGUGAUAUACCUGUUAGGGUUAAGAAUUCUUAUAACCGUCGUGCCCCUGGUACCCUCAUCACUAAAGCAAGAGAUAUGAGUGAGAGUAUUUUGACUAGCAUUGUAUUGAAAUCAAAUAUUACAAUGCUUGAUAUAGUGAGCACGCGCAUGCUUGGCCAAUAUGGUUUUCUAGCUAAGGUCUUUUCAAUAUUUGAAGAUUUGGGCAUCUCUGUUGAUUGUGUGGCUACCAGUGAAGUCAGCAUAUCUUUGACCCUGGAUCCAUCAAAACUAUGGAGUUGUGAAUUGGUUCAGCAGAAAAAUGAACUUGAUGAUGUCAUUGAAGAGCUCGAAAAGAUAGCAGUUGUUCAUCUUCUCCAGAACAGGUCAAUAAUAUCUUUAAUUGGUAAUGUGCAGAGGUCAUCUUUGAUUCUUGAAAAGGCAUUUAACGUUUUACGAAGAAAUGGUGUCAAUGUCCAGAUGAUCUCGCAAGGGGCAUCCAAGGUGAACAUUUCAUUGGUUGUCCAUGACAGUGAGGCAAAACAGUGUGUCCAAGCCCUCCAUUCUGCUUUCUUUGAGAAUGGCUUCUUGUCGGAAGUUGAUAAAAUGGACGUUCUGCACGAUGACUUCGCAUCGCAUUCCAACAGAACAGUUCACAGCCAUUAGCUUAGAUUUUAAUAUAGUCCCCCGUGAGGCUAGGAGGGUUCGGCAUCCAAUGUCUCGUGAGAGGUUCUGGUUUAUGGCUAUUUCUAAAUAGAAAUAUAUAGUGCUGCCAAUUGUCCAAUGAUCUUACUAAUCGAAUGGAGAGAUGCAUGUCGCUCUCUGAACUGUAAAGGGGGUGAGUCAAUUAUUCUGUCAGUGUGCUUGUUUGACUCAAUCUAUUUCAGGCGUGUUGGAACGCCGGAAUUUCACAAUGUUCUUGCAGAAA